Messenger RNA from Vitis vinifera (wine grape), 2124 nucleotides. RefSeq names its product vicilin Cor a 11.0101. The record is from RefSeq and is a predicted model, not a curated record. The transcript is spliced from 5 exons. The coding region runs from base 93 to 1829 and encodes 578 amino acids. NCBI's taxonomy places the organism in Eukaryota, Viridiplantae, Streptophyta, Magnoliopsida, Vitales, Vitaceae.
UCCCACCUAUAAAUGCCACACCCCAUCCUCAACUUUCUUUACAACAGUGUCAAAAGUCUCUCUGAGAGUUGUAGUCCAGCAAAGAAUCCACGAUGGUGAUCAACACCAAACUUUCCUUUGCUUUCCUACUAUUCUCCCUCUUCUUUUUGUCUGUAACUUUCUCUCUAGCUGUCGCCAACGUAGACCCGGAGCUCCAAUUGUGCAAGAGCCAGUGCAGGACCUAUCACGAAUUCAGCCAUCGGCAGAGGCGGGAGUGCGAGCAAAAGUGCGAGGAUUACCACGGACAGAAUCACGGAGAGGGUGAAGGAGAAGGUGGCGGCGGCAGUCGCAUUGUGCUGAACUCUAACACUGACCCCGAGAAGCAGCUCCAGCAAUGCCAGAAACAGUGCGAGCGCCAGAGGGAACAGCAGAAAGAGCAGUGCCGCCGACAGUGCCAAGACACUUAUGAGCGGCAACGUGGGGAGGAAGGUAAAGGAGGAGGAGGGCAGUCAGGAGAGAAGGACGAACAAGGCCGCCAGCAGGAGCAGGGGCAGGAGCAGGAGCAGGAGCAGGGGCAAGAGCAACAAGAGCAAAACCCUUAUGUGUUCCAGGACCAACACUAUACUGCAUCACUAGAGACCAACGAGGGCAGAAUCAAGAUCCUUCAGAGGUUCCACCAAAGGUCCCGGCUUCUCCGCGGCCUCAAGAACUACCGCUUCGUCUACCUUGAAGCCAACCCCCAAACCUUUGUGCUUCCAGCGCAUCUUGAUGCUGAGGCCGUGGUCUAUGUCGCUUCCGGACGAGGAACUCUCAGCCUGGUGUCCCAAGGUAAGAGGGAAAGCUUCAAUAUCAAACAGGGAGAUAUAGUGAGGAUCCGCGCAGGGACUACCAUUUACAUGAUCAACAGAGACAAAAAUAAGAAACUCAGAAUCGCCAAGCUGCUACAACCUGUUGCUCUUCCAGACGAAUUCCAGCCAUUUUAUGGCCCAGCUGGUGAGAACCCACAAUCAUUCUACAGGGCUUUCAGCGAAGAGUUACUUUCAUCUGCUUUGAAGGUUGAACAAGAUAGGGUGCAGAGGGUGAUUAAGCAACAGAAUAAGGGAGUCAUCGUCAAAGCUUCAGAACAACAGAUCCAGGCCUUGAGCCAACGCGAGGAAUCUGGAAUGUUUCCCUUCCCAUUCGGGUCAACAGAAUCCAAGAGAGUAUUCAAUCUUCUAAGCAAGGAACCCUCCAUUUCUAAUAGAUAUGGACGACUCCAUGAGGCUGAUGCCAAUGAAUUCCAGCAGCUACAAGAUAUGGACAUUGCAGUCUCUUAUUCUAACAUCACCAAAGGAUCAAUGGAAGGUCCCUUCUUCAACACAAGGGCUACUAAGAUAGCUGUGGUGGUUAAAGGUGAAGGGUACAUGGAGAUGGCUUGUCCCCAUGUCUCUCAGCAGCAGCAGGGCCAAGGACAAAGCACAGGUGAACAAAGGCGUGAGCAGCAGCAGCAGAGUGCGAGCCCACAUUACCAGAGACUAAGCUCACCUCUGAAACGUGGGAUGCUCUUCGUUGUCCCAGCAGGCCACCCCCUAAUCGUAGUCGCCGGAAACAACCGGAAUUUGGAGAUUGUGUGCUUUGAUGUGAAUGCUGAAAACAACAGGAGGGAGUCUCUUGCAGGUACUGAAUCAAAUGAACUAAACACCCACCAUUUCCACUCUUCCUCCUGCUCUUUCCACAAUCUUUUAAGUUCCUUUUCUUUGACAAAUUUCAGGGGACAAGAACAUAGUGAAUGCACUGGAGAAAGAGGCGAAGGAGCUGGCUUUCAGCAUCCCAGCAAGAGAGGUGGACGAGGUGUUCGCAAAACAGAAUGAAUGGUGGUUCUUCCCAGGGCCACGUGGAGGCCAUGCCUACGCCUGAGUUGGUGCUGGUGGGGUGUGGAGGCUUGAGUCAUGAGUGGGUUGGGUUUCCAUCCUUCUAUGUUGGAGGCGGCUUUAGUUUUGAGGGUUGUAUGAAGGAGUUUGCUUCUUCUCUCUUAUAUAUUAUCUAUGUAUAUUAAGACUCAGACUUGAGUGAUGUUCUGCUGUUCUGUAUGUAGAUGAGUGUAAAGCCCAACCACUUCCAUAAAUAAAUAAAUAGAGGCCCUACUCUCGGCCUUUCUUUUCCUAA